Diplodia corticola is the source of this 843-nucleotide messenger RNA. RefSeq names its product beta-glucan biosynthesis protein. NCBI's taxonomy places the organism in Eukaryota, Fungi, Ascomycota, Dothideomycetes, Botryosphaeriales, Botryosphaeriaceae. Gene Ontology annotation, biological process: fungal-type cell wall organization; cell wall biogenesis; (1->6)-beta-D-glucan biosynthetic process. The record is from RefSeq and is a predicted model, not a curated record. The transcript has 4 exons. Bases 1 to 843 code for a protein of 280 amino acids. Gene Ontology annotation, cellular component: extracellular region.
AUGAGGCUCACUCGUUCCGUUCUCUGGGCCACCUCGCUCAUCCCUUUCGCGAACGCCGACGUGCAGUUUACGAGCGUCACCGGGGGCGAUUCCCUGGCUGUUGGAGCAGGCCCAUCGCCUGUCACCGUCGAAUGGACCGACUCGGGCAGCAAACCUGAGAUCACUCAGCUGCAUAGUUACGUGCUGGAUCUGUGCGCUGGGACCAACGACGACUUUGUGUCUGUAAAAACAAUCACGUCCAAGGGUCUGUUUUGGUUCGGCAACAUGGCCAAGGGCAUAAUAUUGCCGACUGACGGCGGAGACGCGGAGAAUGCAUACUUCUUCCGGAUCAUAUCGUCGACGAAAGACGGCCAGACAUAUGCGAACUAUUCCCCGCGCUUCACGCUCGCCGGCAUGACGGGCAGCUUCCCAGAUACGGUCCGGGAAGCCCUCGCCGCGAACCCCAUAACCGAUACGGAUCCGCCCGUGAUUGCCGUCCCCGACGAGGAUUUUGACACGGAGCUAAAGAAGAGACAAGGCGCUGCGCCGAUUGGGGCGGGCGCGGCGGCUACCGUGACAGCGGCUGGGGGCAGCUACACGAUACCGUACACGAUGCAGACGGGGUUGACCAAAUACGCGCCGAUGCAGCGUGUGCCCAGCUCGAAGAUCACCAAGAGCGACGCAUCCCCGCAGUACCCUACCAGCGCCUAUACCGCGUACACGACAUACGCGAAGAUCCCGACACAGGUGAUGACGGUCACGCAGAGUGGGACGUUCACCAUCAGCAGCAAGGAGGCCACUCAACAGGCUGCUGCGAUGCCUUCGGACGACAUGGCCAGGUUUCUGGCGCGGUGGAAGGACUAA